Aphanomyces astaci is the source of this 1992-nucleotide messenger RNA. RefSeq lists its product as hypothetical. Bases 9 to 1778 code for a protein of 589 amino acids. The transcript has a single exon. The record is from RefSeq and is a predicted model, not a curated record. Gene Ontology annotation, molecular function: metallopeptidase activity. Lineage: Eukaryota; Oomycota; Saprolegniomycetes; Saprolegniales; Verrucalvaceae.
UCACAAAUAUGAUGAAGCUCUUGUUCGUCACACUGGCCGUGGCGGCCGCCGCGAACGACGGCACGUACUCGAUCAAGUUUUUGUCCAACGUCGCUCAAUCGUCAUGCGAGCUCAUCAAACCCCUGGGUUUGACGCAACUGCACCGCGGUAUUCACGGCAUUAACGACACCCUAGAAGAAGUCGCACCUCGCCAGAACAAGCAGUCUGUGGACGAGAUCCGUCGGAACGACCUACUUGGAUCACAACUGUUGAUCGAAGUGUUUGGGGGGGGUGCCGACGCCGUCCAAGCUCGUGCCAACGUGCUAUGUCCGAACGGUAUGAUCACUCGCAAGACGAAAAACCUUCGUGCAGAUUCCGUCAGUGUGCGCGCCGCCACGAUUCAAAAGAUUGUCGACUCGGGGGACCCCAAGAAUCGCAUCGAUGUGGUGUUUAUGGGGGACGGGUACACUGCGUCGGAGCAAGCCAAGUUCUUCGGCGACAUACAACGUUUGACCACGGACAUGUUUACAGGCAACACGUUUGCCCAGUACUUGCCCCUGUUUAACAUUUGGGCGUCGUAUGUGCCAUCGGUGCAGUCGGGGGUCGGCGUAGGGGGCACCCCCCUCAACACUGCAUUUGGGUUGUACCGUGACGGCACGGAGCUCCGCGCUGUGUACACGUCCAAGCCGGACGUAGCUCGCAGCGUGUGCGCUCAAACAGGAGCAUUGGCGUGCGAUUUCCCAGCUCUGAUCGCCAACGACGACUUUUACGGGGGCCUUGGGGGUGAGUUUGUAAUUGCCACGCGGUCCCCAACCACGGGCACGAUGGUAUUGCGCCACGAGAUGGGCCACAACUUUGGCAAAGUCGGAGAAGAGUACGACGGGGGGCAAGUAUACUCGGGGGCCAACUCGGCGCGGACGGCCAAGGCCGUUCCGUGGAAGCACUGGCUCACAGAACCAACCAAACUCACCGAGCAAAAGUGGGCCCAAUUGUAUCAAAAGCACAUUUGGCACGACCUCAAAACUGGCGCGUACACGAUCGAUUUCACGUCAAGUGGCACGUAUAAGCGAUGGUACAUUGUUCUGUCCGUGUCUGGCACGGACACGCAGGACUCGCUGUCGGUGACGCUGGACGGCAAACCGCUGGUGUGGACAACCAAGGGUGUGAAGGACCGCACGUUUUACACGUGGAGCAGCAACACAGCGGGGUUCACGGCCGGCGCGCACAAGCUCGUGGUCAAGGCUGGCGGGGCGUUCACUGGCCCCAUCAUCAAGCAACUGUGCAAUGCGCAAGUAGCAGAAUAUGCGAGCGAAGCAGAGUACCACCAAGACGGCGACUACAUUGGCGUGUACCCUACGUACGACCUCAACAAGGCCAAGUCGUUUCGCCCCAACAGCGAAAAGUGCUUGAUGCGAAACAUGACGUCGGCCGAGUUUUGCAGCCCGUGCCAAGAGAACAUGUGGCAGCAGUUCUUGACUCGGGUGUCGGUGAUCGACAACGUCAUCGUGACGGGCAAGAAGGUCGCGCUGAAGCUGAUUCCACUAGCCCAGCUACGCCUCCCCACCGACUUGUUUGUCCAGGCCAACCCCAAGGUCGCCGCCGCCGAGAAGUACUCGACGCAGUGGUUCAACAACGGCAAGGAAGUGGUGCAGUUUCGAAACUUAUUCAGUGUCGACACGUCCACGGUGGCAACCACGACCAACGCGUGGACGGUCUCGGUGCAGUUUUCGACCCCCAAUGUCCGCCUUGACCCGAAAAACGUGCUGAAGGCGACCAAAGCAUUCACCGUGCCUCGUUAAACCUGCCUUGUUUGGUUGUUGACAAGUAAUCGUGCGUUCACGUCCUCAAACAUUGGGAUUCGUUUAUGAUUGUGCGCGGCAUCCUUCGUUACCUGCUGUUCCACGCAGCCAGACUAUUAAUUACUACUGUAGUACUACUACUCCUGUAAGCUUAGUACGGAGUACUACGUAGUACUUCGAAGUAGAAAUUAAUACUAACGUUACUGGAGGGCGG